Messenger RNA from Hypoxylon fragiforme, 1927 nucleotides. Its product is annotated as CoA-transferase family III. The transcript has 2 exons. NCBI's taxonomy places the organism in Eukaryota, Fungi, Ascomycota, Sordariomycetes, Xylariales, Hypoxylaceae. Gene Ontology annotation, molecular function: catalytic activity. The record is from RefSeq and is a predicted model, not a curated record. Bases 190 to 1848 code for a protein of 552 amino acids.
UUCCCCCGCAGUGUCUUGGGAAUUAGGAACGGACUGUUACAUCCCGAUUUUAAAUACCUACACAGUACCUACCCAGGAUACUUUGGUAAGUAUUGGUAUCUCCCUAACGAAGGUAAGCACGAAGUCAUAAUCAAAAACUAUCCGAGUGAGCUAUGAUUACAUAGGAAAUGAAGCACAAAACGUAUCACAAUGACUGAUAAUCAUUACACUAUUCAAAAGGAAGCUUCGCGCAUUUUCCAUUCUGUCUUACUCAAAGAUGCGCGCCUACAAAUUCCUUCUGCGGUGAAGGAUGCAGCGGAACGUACCUCAUUCGACAACUCGGCCCUGACGACGCCCUUCUUACCAGCACCAGUGAAAUGUACCGAGUCCAGUACUGCGUUAUGGGCGCUCCUUGCCACCUUUGGAAACACCAUCGCCUCCGAACGUUACGGAUUGGUCGAGCAAAAGGUCGUCGUCAAUAGUGAUGUCGCCUCCAUCUUUCUCUUUUCAUUUCUGUUACUUCGAGUCGGUGGUAAGCCUAUUUCGGAUCCCGAGCUCGUGAAGAGGUAUUCGAUCUAUGAUACUACCCGCCAGUUCACACACUGGCGCAGGUUGGUCACGAACGUCUACCCGACACGUGAUGGUCGCUGGUUUCAUCUACAUGGUGGCUUGAAUUCGGAUAGAAGCCUGCGAAUGUUAGGCCUUCCAUUGCAUCGGGAUGUGGCUGACGAGAUGGAUGCCAUUGAUGGACUCUCUGAAGGGGCACAGAAGUUUGAUGCAGAGUGGUUGGAUAUUGAAGCGAACGAAUAUUGGAGACAAGCAGGGGGGAUUUGCCUCACACCCGAAGAAUACAAGGAGAGCGAGCAAGGCAAAGCCGUGGCAGACGACGGGCUAUAUACCUUGGAGGAAUUUACUAGCGAGAAGUUGCCGCCAGUUCCGUGGCCAAGGGUUAAUACGGAAACGUAUAGGCCCCUAGAAGGCAUCAAGAUUGUGGAUCUAACCCGAGCGAUCGCUGGUCCUACGAUUGCAAAGCUCGCUGCGCUAUUCGGUGCCACCGUCGUCAGAGUUUCUAAUACGAAACUGCCGGAUUUAGGCAUCGUGCUAUUCGAGAGUAACCUUGGCAAGCGGGAUGCGCACCUCGACCUGAAAACCGAGGAAGGACGGAGCGCGGUAUUGGAUUUGAUCAAAGACGCAGAUGUCGUAUUGGAUGGUUACCGUCCGGGCGUUUUGGAGAAGCUGGGGUUUGGUCCGACCUACGUACUUGAGAUGGCAAAGAGAAGGGGGAAAGGUAUAGUAUAUGCUCGAGAGAACUGCUACGGCUGGAAAGGCCCAUGGAAGCAUCGCAGCGGGUGGCAGCAGAUCAGCGAUGCGGUGACAGGAAUAGCCUGGUUGUUCGCUCGUAUGUGGGACAUGGACGAGCCCGUGAUGCCAUUCUUACCAAAUUCCGACUUCCAAACCGGAAUCGUAGGGUGCAUAGGUAUCAUGAACGCGCUGUACCAACGGUCGAAAAAAGGGGGCAACUAUCUCGUCUCUAUGUCUCUGAACCAGCUGAACAGUUUCUUGAUGUCUCUCGGAACGCAAAGCCCAGAGGUACAGCAGUCAUUGCGCGAAAUGUGGCCGAAUAUGAAAUUCAGACAUUAUGAUGAUCUACAUAGGCAAAUGAGAGUUUUAACCAGUACCCUGCCAAGAGUGGCACCACAAGUAGUAGAUCCAAGGUACUUCAGAACCAUCAAGGCUCACCUUGGCGUGCCUGACGAGGAGAUGGUAUUUGUUGGGCCAGCAGCAACGUACGAGACGACAAAGCUGGAAUACGAUUCUGGCAGUUGCUUGAGAGGAACACACGAGUCAAAGUGGCCAGGCGAAAAAUAGCGGCACGUCUGGUAGAUAGAUGACUAGGUAUCUUGUAUUGACAGCAAGUGUGACAGGAUAAUCUCUAGGAAAGUCUAGA